Myzus persicae (green peach aphid) is the source of this 2752-nucleotide messenger RNA. Its product is annotated as cationic amino acid transporter 2-like. Bases 244 to 2064 code for a protein of 606 amino acids. Gene Ontology annotation, biological process: amino acid transport; transmembrane transport. NCBI's taxonomy places the organism in Eukaryota, Metazoa, Arthropoda, Insecta, Hemiptera, Aphididae. The transcript has 13 exons. Gene Ontology annotation, molecular function: amino acid transmembrane transporter activity. Gene Ontology annotation, cellular component: plasma membrane. The record is from RefSeq and is a predicted model, not a curated record.
CGCACCGUCGCCGUCGCUUUCGUCGCCGCACGUCACAACCGUGCAGUGAUCGCGGUACUCCGUAUACAGACACGCGCCAGUCGCCGCACACACACGAUCGUCAGAGCACGUGUGCGCACGUCCGACGCGAUUCAAACAGGGGCAUAAGAGGGUGCGGACUCGACCGACUCCACGGCAAAUUGGUUGUACAAGGAAUCAUAAUUUGUUAAAAUUAUUUUGUUUGUUUGACAGUGCAAUUUUAAGAUGGCUGAAUUUCGGAAUUAUAAGAAUGAUCAAUCACUUAUAAAGACGAUGUUAAGAAGGAAAAAGGAAUCCGAUUUGAGCACCGAGCCAACGAAAAAUCAACUUAGCCGUGUAUUAGGAUUAGUAGACUUGAUUUCUCUUGGCGUUGGUUCAACACUUGGACUUGGCGCUUAUGUACUAGCUGGAGAAGUGGCGGUUAAAUUUACUGGGCCCGCAGUCGUUUUGUCAUUUGCUUUUGCAGCUGUUGCAUCGGCGCUGUCAGGAUUAUGUUAUGCCGAGUUUGCUAGUCGUGUACCAAAAGCCGGGUCAGCAUAUGCGUUCAGCUAUGUGGGUAUUGGUGAAAUAGUGGCAUUUCUCAUUGGUUGGGAUUUAAUAUUAGAAUACAGUAUCGGAUGUGCUAGCAUUGCAAGAGCUUUAAGUGGGCAUAUUGAUAAACCACUUGGUUAUAAAAUGAGAAGAUAUUUUGAACAAACGUUUCCAAUGAAUGUGGACUUCUUGGCACCAUACCCUGAUCUUUUUUCAUUCGCAUCUAUUCUAAUGUUAACUUUGUUAAUUGCAUGGGGCAUGAGAGAAUCGUCUUUACUUAACAAGAUAUUUACUGUUGUCAACCUGCUUACAGUCGUCACAGUCGUCGUAACUGGCCUGUUCAAAAUCGAUUUUUACAAUUGGAACAUCCCAAAAGAGAAUAUACCACUGAAUGUGAAAGGCGGAGAAGGCGGAUUUUUGCCUUUUGGAUGGUCCGGAGUGUUUGUGGGAGCUGCAACUUGCUUUUACGGAUUUGUCGGAUUCGAUGCAAUAGCCACUACCGGUGAAGAAGCCAAACGACCUACAAGAGACAUACCUUUGGCAAUAGUUAUAUCGCUAUCCAUCAUCACGUUAUCAUAUUGCAGCGUAGCUAUCAUAUUGACACUCAUGUGGCCAUACUAUUACCAGGAUCCGGAAGCUCCCUUCCCACAUAUAUACCAACAGAUGGGAUGGCAUGCGCUCGAAUGGAUCGUUACAAUCGGAGCAGUGUUUGCUUUAUGCACAAAUAUGAUCGGUACACUGUUCCCGUUACCCAGAAUAUUGUACUCCAUGGCAUCUGACGGAUUAUUGUUCCACAUUUUUUCUAAAGUUGAUUCCAAGACAAAAACUCCAUUUUGGGGUACUUUUAUAUGUGGAGCUUUUGCUGCGAUUUUGUCCAGUCUUUUCGACCUUCAGCAGUUAAUGAAUAUGAUGUCUAUCGGUACAUUGAUGGCGUACUCGCUCGUGUGUAUUUGUGUUCUGAUUUUGCGGUACACUAACGAUGAUUCCGAAGAGUGUAAGGUCAGAGACAAUGGCAGGUUUCGUGUAUCCCUCAUGAGACUAUUAUCAUCCAGUUUCAAUCUCCCAAAGUCGCAGAUUACAACAAAAAACACUAGUCGUACCUCCAUCAUAAUUAUUCUGGUUUACCUCGUCGUGUCCAUAUGUUUCUGCUCGUCUGUCUCUAUUGCCCAAGCUGAAGGAAAGUUCAGCAUGGUCACGUAUGCAGCAUGCAGCGUUUCCGGUGUGUGUUUGUUGGUGCUUUGCUAUUCGUUAUCCCGACAACCACAGUCAACAAAUCGCCCUACAUUCCACGUGCCUUGCGUCCCAUUCGUUCCGUGCCUUAGCGUCGUCCUUAACAUCUACCUAAUGACUCAACUGGACACAUCCACUUGGAUACGAUUCACUGUCUGGCUGUUCAUUGGCUUAUUGAUUUACCUGUUCUACGGACUUCGGUACAGCGUGGAACGGUUGAACCAACGGCGGAUGAUGGACGAGACGUAUCUGAAGCAGAUACGUUACGAAAUCCAAGUAUAUUAGCACGGGGGUAGAUGGUGGGUGAUAUGUGAGGGGGGGAUGAAAGUGUAGGAGAGAUUGGGUGUGAAUGUGGGUAAGGGGGAGAGAGACAGACAAAGAUAGAAAGUGAGGGUGAAUGUGUAGUGUGUACAUAUAGUGCGUUUACGUGUGUGUGAACGAAGUAGAAAAAUAUAGAUAACUGAGCGACAGACUACAAUAAUUUCGUUGUACACUACAACACUCCUAUAAUACAUACAUUGUCUUAUGCAUUUUUAAAAAAAAAUUGACUUUCUACCACUACCUUCAAAAUAUAACAGUAUAAACUACACAAAAUGAUCCGAGGACAAUUAUUUCAAAAUGUUUCACAAUGUUAAUAAAAACACCGUCGUCAUCGAUCAUCGUCAUCAUCAUCGGCGACGCUAGUGAAUCUCCGAAACUAUUAUUAACAUUUUGUUUAUUUGUUUGUUUGUUUUUUUUUAUAUCAUGGCAGUUAUAUUUUUACUCAAACAACGUUGUAUAAUUUUGUUCAAAUAAGCGUCUCAAACGUAAUGUUUCGCAUUUUUUUUCUAAAUGUCUAAUGUCAAAAUACACCUGUGGCUUCUUUUUGUUUAAAAGAGUUAUCUAUCUGUCCUAUUUUUUUUUAAAUUUAUUUAUAACAUUCAUUUUUAUUAUGUACAUUUUUGUUUAAUAUACGAACUAAUGACUCGAUCAA